Messenger RNA from Triticum dicoccoides, 1467 nucleotides. RefSeq lists its product as uncharacterized. The record is from RefSeq and is a predicted model, not a curated record. Gene Ontology annotation, cellular component: chloroplast. The transcript has 8 exons. The coding region runs from base 45 to 953 and encodes 302 amino acids. Gene Ontology annotation, molecular function: oxidoreductase activity. Lineage: Eukaryota; Viridiplantae; Streptophyta; Magnoliopsida; Poales; Poaceae.
GACAACAACUCUCGCUUCACUCGCCGGAGGGGAACGGAGCAAAGAUGGCCAUGGCGGCGGCGGCGGCGGCGGCGGCGACGAUGCGUCUGUCUUCCCCGUUCAGGGCCCCGCCUCUCCGUCCUCCCUGCCACCGCGUCGUCCCGUCGAGGCGGGGCCCCAGGCGAGCCGGGCUGGCCGUCUCGGCGGCCGCCGGCGGGUCGCCCCCCACCGUGCUCGUCACCGGCGCCGGAGGACGAACAGGCCAAAUUGUGUACAAGAAGCUGAAGGAGAGGGCAGACCAGUUUGUGGCCAGGGGGCUAGUCAGGACGCCGGACAGCAAGGGCAAGAUAGGCAGUGGCGACGACGUGUUCAUCGGCGACAUCAGGGAUCCUGGGAGCAUUGCUCCGGCUAUUGAGGGCAUCGACGCGCUCAUCAUCCUCACCAGCGGGGUCCCGAAGAUGAAGCCAGGGUUCGAUCCUAGCAAGGGUGGACGGCCGGAGUUUUACUUCGAGGAAGGGUCUGAUCCUGAGCAGGUGGAUUGGAUAGGCCAAAAGAACCAAAUAGAUGCUGCCAAGAGCAUUGGUGUAAAGCAGAUCAUUUUGGUUGGAUCCAUGGGCGGAACAGAUAUCAACCAUCCAUUAAACAAGCUUGGGAAUGGGAAUAUACUGGUGUGGAAACGGAAGGCAGAACAGUACCUAGCGGACUCUGGUCUACCAUACACAAUUAUAAGGGCUGGAGGACUGCAAGACAAAGAUGGUGGUGUGCGUGAGUUGAUUGUUGGAAAGGAUGACGAGAUCUUGAAGACGGAAACAAAAACUAUUGCCAGGGCAGAUGUUGCAGAAGUUUGCAUACAGGCCUUGCUAUUUGAGGAAGCAAAGUUCAAGGCGUUUGAUCUGGCUUCAAAACCUGAAGGUGAAGGAACACCAACGACAGACUUUAAGUCUGUUUUUGCACAAAUGGCUACUCGCUUCUAAGAAGACAAGAUCAUUCUGGCCAAUGAAAUGGGGACAGUUCUUUAAAUUAGGCGAUAUGGAAUUUAUACCUGGUCAGGAGGCUCCCGUCUGAUAUGAGCAAGUAGCAAAGUUAGGGAAGCACACACCUUGGUUAUUGAGCAGCAGCAUCAGAUCCAAUGCUUUGAGAGAAUGGUUGUUCCAUCAGAUUGAAUGCUUUGAGAGAAUGGUCGUUCCUCAUCAGAUCCAAUGGUUGUGGUGGUGUGUACUAAGUUUGUUGUUCCUCUUGUUCCUUGUGGCUUUGUUCCCAACGUCAGCCAUGGUGAUUGUGACAGAGAAUAAGUCCAGAUUACAAGCAAUUAUCAUGUCGAUUAGUUCUAGGCCCGGCUGUGUAUCAGAGGCAUAAAAAAGUGUUUAUUAGGAACGCUUGCCUGGGCUUCAACAUUAUUAAAGUUCCUAAUUGAAUAGUUAAAACAAAUCUGAGGUAAUCGAAAAAAAAGGAGAUGCACUAUUCAAAGAAAAUUUUCUUUCUUUUCCA